AUGUCAAUAACUGUUAUCAAACCUUCAAGUAUCUUGUCAGCUGAACAUAACGCCGUGAGACUAAAUUACCCUCUUAUUAAAAUGCAACAAUUAAAUAUGGCACCUGCUAUCCAACCUUCUUCAAUACCCACCGUUCAUCAAUCUUUAUCAAUAAUUGUACUGAACCAGAAAUUGAUUGCGAUGCUUCCAGAUUCUGAUGUUCGUCUUCCAUCCUUUGCUCUCCCUUGCGGUGUUGCUGGCUCAAAGAAAGACAAUUCCGCAUAUGGUAAAAUUGGUAAAAUCAAGAAACCUCCAAGACCUCCAAGACCUCCAAACGCUUUUAUUCUUUACCGUCGUGCCAAACAACCACAAAUCGUUGCUCAACAUCAAGGAAUUUCUAAUAAUAUGUGGCAUGAAGAACCUUUAGAAGUACGCCUCAAAUUCCAAAAAAUGGCUGAGGCUGCAAAAGAAGAAUAUAUGAAAAAAUACCCUGAAUAUAGAUAUAGGUCCAGACGUCCUCAGGAAAGAAACCGACGAAUUCCUACCUUCUCACGAGAUGCUGGCUUACCACAUAAUUUACUUGUAGAUAACAAGACUUCAGGAUCUAGACGUAUCCCUUCAGGAUUAAACAAUUCUGAUGGUUAUCUCUCUGAUUAA
Messenger RNA from Cetraspora pellucida, 636 nucleotides. NCBI's taxonomy places the organism in Eukaryota, Fungi, Glomeromycota, Glomeromycetes, Diversisporales, Gigasporaceae. The record is from the annotation of a GenBank genome assembly.